Messenger RNA from Auanema sp. JU1783, 1605 nucleotides. Lineage: Eukaryota; Metazoa; Nematoda; Chromadorea; Rhabditida; Rhabditidae. The record is from the annotation of a GenBank genome assembly.
CUGCAGAAUGAUUGGAAGAAAUCAGCUAAUGAGAUAGUACUCUGCGAGGAUGAUGAAGGUCGACUUUACCAUCGAGAAAAUUUUGGAAACAAGGAGAUUUAUUGUAAGAAGAAAUUGGUUAGAGCCAAGUAUUUGAAUUCUGUCAACACGACCGGUUGGGCGUUUUUGGAGGUUGAAGUCUUAAAGAAAGCGUCUCUCGAUUUACAAGGGUAUGUAGCUGGAUAUUUGGAAGGCAUCAUUUCAAAAGAUCUGAUAGACUUGCAUAUCCAAAAUACCGUUGACGGAUAUUGCGACGGAGCAGAAGAGUACUGCGAGAAUUUGAAUAACUUCCUGCUCGAGAAUGUACAAUGGAUGUUGGAACAAAUAAAGAACUAUCCUGAUGAUGAAUACUGGCAACAGGUUAGCUUAACGUUGCAUCAAGUUUUUGGAUUGGUUGAUGGAUAUGACGGAGUACUUAACCAACAACUUUCUAUCAAGAAUCUUGUAGCUCAUCCUAUUUAUCUCAUCCAAUUAGCUGGCGAUCUUGAAGAUUUAUCAGAAAAAUUCAACAAACCUUCGAACCCUACUAGAUUGAAAACUGGUCAUGGACGCUGCUCGGCUUUAGUAAAAUUGUUACCUGACUUCUCAGAUAUUUACUUUUCGCAUGUAACCUGGUCCUCAUAUUCCUCCUUGUUGCGUAUGCAGAAGAAAUAUACUUUUAGAUCAAACAACCCAGGAAAUUCCUACAGUUUUAGCAGCUAUCCUGGCUCAGUCACUUCAACCGAUGAUUUCAUCCUCACUUCCGCGAAGUUAGCUAUAUUCGAGACCACAAUAGGAAACUAUGAUAAGCGACUGUAUGACUUCACAACUCCUCAAACUGUCCUGACGUUCAUUCGCAGCCAAAUUGCUCAUCGAACUGCCUCUUCGGGGACAGAAUGGGCUCAUGCUUUCGCUAAGCAUAACAGCGGAACAUACAAUAAUCAAUGGGUAAUCUUGGACUACAAAAAUUUCAGAAGAUAUGACUCAAAUCAAAGAUCCCAUGGACUUCUACAUGUACUGGAACAAAUGCCACAUCAUAUUGUUCACUCUGAUAUGACCAGCCAACUCUACAACACCACGUACUGGCCUAGUUACAAUACACCAUAUUUCCCUCAAAUAUUCAAGUGGAGUGGCGCCCCUGCUAUGGUUGAUAGAUAUGGCGAUUGGUAUAGUUAUGACAAGACACCCAGGGCUUUAAUAUUCAAGCGCGACCAUUCGAAGGUGAAAGAUAUGCGAACUAUGAUUAAAUUAAUGAGAUCCAAUAAUUACACUGAGGACCCACUGUCUGCAUGUGAUUGCGAGCCUCCUUACUCGGGCGAAAAUGCUAUAUCUUGCCGUAGCGAGCUCAAUGAUCCAGAUGGAGUUUAUCCUUUCCCAGCUUUAGGAUAUAGAGAUCAUGGAGCUACAGAUAUGAAGGUCACUAAUAGUUACCUUAUCAACAAAUUGGCUUUUACUGCGAUUGCUGGACCAACUCAUGACCCGACACCUGUUUUUGAUUGGAGAACAAUAUCAAUUAAAGACAAAGUUCCCCAUAAUGGUCAACCUGAUGUUUGGGACUUCAAACCAGUGACAUUCAAAUGGAAAUAA